Messenger RNA from Daphnia pulicaria, 1658 nucleotides. RefSeq lists its product as uncharacterized. NCBI's taxonomy places the organism in Eukaryota, Metazoa, Arthropoda, Branchiopoda, Diplostraca, Daphniidae. The transcript has 6 exons. Bases 332 to 778 code for a protein of 148 amino acids. The record is from RefSeq and is a predicted model, not a curated record.
GACGUGCUGCUGUUGGGUGUUGUGAUGGCUGGGUCGACCGCUGGUGUACCUUUGUAAUUUUGUAUCAUUGGUAUGGCGGAUAACAAAUCACAACGCCGCCGCCUUAUACUAAACAACAACCAACGACCAGUUACUACGCUUCCCUUGAGCUACUACACCGACGUCCCGAAGUAAUACUCUGCCCCAAGUUUCACCAUCAAGGCACCGGAGUACUACACGAUUUAGUAUACUGCCCCAUCAUUAUCCUUCACCGAGUCUUAUAACUACUACACCGAAGCUCCAGCUUACACCACUAAAGCGGUCGAAUACUACACUGAAGCCGUUCUUAUUAAUGCCCGACCAUGAAUUUAUCUUACCUUUCCCCCGAUUUUACCUGCAUAAUGUCAAAAGGUAUACGAAAUUAGCCCCUGAACGCCUCCUGUCAACGCGUAUCGAAUUCCGCAUUGAAAUUCCCGGAAACACUCCCUACGGCAUUUUCGCUCGCAGCUGCCUUGCCAUGGCCAAAGACUCCAGAAGUACCUUUCAGAUCAUCGACGAUGACGGUUGCCCAACUGAUCCAUCCAUCUUCCCUCGCUUCAUUCCGGACGGAACUGCUCUGCAGAGCACCUACGAAGCUUUCCGCUUCACCGAGAGCUACGGUGUCAUCUUCCAGUGCAACGUGCGAUAUUGUCUAGGACCUUGCGAACCGGCUAAUUGCCAAUGGGGAAGAGACACGAUAGAAUCCUGGGACGUAAGCGCCGUUAGCGCCGAGAAAGUUGACAAGACCGAAGAGGACUGACCAUGUCGCACGAAAUUCUCGUCUCGAUUCUCGUUCUUGACUUUGGAGAUGAAGAUACGAAAUUCAGCCACCGACAGACUGCCACCUUGCCGGCCAAUUUCCCCAACAACAGUACUUACACAGUCCAUGAAGAGACGGUGACCGUAUUCAACAGCACUUGCCCAACAAAGACGUCCGUUCUGGCGUUGGCCGUCACCUGCGCACUUCUCUUAUUACUGUACAUCUGCACCGUGUUCUACUUCCUCAUGCGCCGCUGGUUGGGACCCGACAAGAGCGUCUAAGAUUAUAUACAAACCCGCAUCUAUAAUCAAGGUGUGGAAUCUUAAUAUCUAAAAACACGGGACAUAUUUUCCGAUCGUGAAGCCCUCCUCCUAAACAUAAUCGUUAAAUCCAUUCGUCGUCACGUCAAUUUCGCUAGAUAUUCAUUGUUUCCAUUUAUCAUUUUUUUUUUAAAUUAUUAUUUGCUUGAUUUGUUAAAGCAGCGCUUUAACAUGACUUCUGGUUGAAUCUUUUUUGUUUUUCUUCCAUGGUGGUCAUAAAAGGGAACUGGUCCAUUAGUAAUUUAUUAUUCUAUAUAAUCUUUUUAGGUGUUUCAAAACUAGCCCAGGGCAUUUUGUUGAGUGGUGCUUAUUACGGCAGAUCUUAUCCUGGUUUUUCUCUAGCACACUUGUAAGCUAUAAUGUAAAUAUGAUUUAAGUGGGGGGGGGGAUGACUUAUAUAAAUGAAGUCUUCAAAAUUCUAAUAUUCUUGGGAAACCGGUUGUAGUUGGAAACGAAACAAAAAAAUAACCGUUUUUAUUAUCGAAUGUUUCUUCGUUUAUGUUUUUCCCUGCCCCAUAAUAAAACUUUGUCUGCAGUAUGAAUAAACUGAUUCACACUAU